Loa loa (African eye worm) is the source of this 384-nucleotide messenger RNA. RefSeq lists its product as hypothetical. The coding region runs from base 1 to 384 and encodes 127 amino acids. Lineage: Eukaryota; Metazoa; Nematoda; Chromadorea; Rhabditida; Onchocercidae. The record is from RefSeq and is a predicted model, not a curated record. The transcript is spliced from 3 exons.
AUGUGUGAAGUACGACCGGAUAAAUAUGGGCAUAAACCGGUUGGUUGUGUGGUACGUGAUAAAAAUGGUGAAACUGUUGAGAGAGUCGUUGGAUGUAAAUGGUAUCAACAAACGAAAAAAUCAAAAGUGGAGCAGAUGUGUGUUCUUGAAAAUGGUAAAGCAGUAGUGAAAACAUUAGGAUGUAUUUUUGUUCACAAAGGAUACAAUACAUUAUUCCUAAAUCCUGGUACUUAUACAAUCUGGAAUCAACAAGUUGAUGGUGGUGCAAUUGGAGUUAUUUGCAGGCAACCAGAAAAUGAUGGUAUGCCAAGCUUGGAAACAUUUAAAAUUGAAGAUAUUGCAAGCAAAAUAAAUGGACUACAAUACGAUCAACCUCGUGGUUAA